GUUGUUUUAUAAUACUUUUUAUAAUCCUUAAACGCGUUUAUAUUGCUAAGCUCUGCAACAACUCUGUCUUCAACUGAUUUACCUAAAUCAAAGAAAUUUGGAUGACCAACUAACCAUUUUCCUGACCGUCCACCAUGGAUCAGUUCUUGCUUAGCUUACUCACGCUCGGCUUGUUCAUUUCUUUUACUUAUGCUCAACAGAACUAUUCAGCAAAUUCUGCACUGGACUGCAACAGCAGUGAUGAGACAGGACCAUCUCCAGCAUUUCUCUAUACUUGCAAUGGCCAAAACAGAACUUGUCAGGCUUUUCUCAUCUUUAGAUCUCGACCUCCUUAUGACUCGGCGCCUACCAUCUCAGCUCUAACGUCCGCAAGCCAAGAGGAGCUAGCAAGAUUCAACAACGUUACAGGGUUAUCCGAGUUCCCUCUCAACAAAGAGGUAAUUGUUCCCGUAUCUUGCUCUUGUUUAGGCCAAUACUACCAGGCCAACACUUCAUUUCAAGUCGCCAGUGACCAUAGUUAUUUUACCAUAGCAAGUCAAACUUACGAGGGACUCUCUACUUGUGCUUCUCUUAAGAAAGCAAAUACAUAUGGUGAGUUUGAUUUGGCGCUUGGUGCAGAACUUCAAGUACCACUUCGAUGUGCUUGUCCUACUGCGAGCCAAGUUCGGAAUGAAACAAAGUAUCUACUUACUUUUCCUAUUAGCGAGAGUGAUCAUAUUGCUGCUAUUGCUGAAAGAUUCAAUGUAAGCAAAGAGAGUAUAAUUGAUGCGAAUGGUUUGAGAGAAUCCCCAACAAUUUAUCCUGACACAACAAUUCUCAUACCCUUGACCACCGAACCUUCGAAUUCCCAAACCAUAAUUCACGAAAACCCAACAGAGGUUUCGCCUCCUCUAGCUUCUCCUCCUGAUAAUAGAAGAUCGAAGAGAAAACUUUAUGAAAAAGUUGGGAUUACAGCAGCUUGUUCUCUGUUAGUCCUCAGUAUAAUUGUAGUCAUACUGUUUCUGCUUCGCAAAGAUAGAAGACACAAGUUUCCAGAGAUCAAUCGCAGAAGAGAGCAGGAAGAUCUUCGUCUCGAGAUUGCAAGUGUUGAGCAAGUCCUGAAAGUUUUUGGACUUGAAGAGGUAAAGAAAGCAACUGAAAAUUUCAGUUCCAAACACAUAAUAAAGGGUUCUUUGUACUGGGGCGAGUUUAAUGGGCAGAUCUUAGCUAUUAAGAAGAUGAAUAGAGAUGUAUCUAAGGAAGUGAACAUCUUGAAGAGGAUCAACCACUUCAAUUUGAUUAAGCUUCACGGCGUAUGCGAGAAUCUGGGAUGUUUCUAUCUAUUUUUUGAGUACAUGAAAAAUGGUUCUUUACAAGAAUGGCUGUCCAGAGAAAGGUUUGAAGAUGUCGGAAGCUGGAAUCAGAGGAUUCAGAUUGCUUUAGAUAUUGCUAACGGACUAUUCUAUCUUCACAGCUUUACUGAACCUGCCUGUGUGCACAAGGACAUCACGAGCGGCCACAUUCUACUAGACAACAAUCUAAGGGCCAAGAUAGCAAAUUUCAGUCUUGCACGAGCAGCAGCAAAUGCUGUCCUGACAAAACAUAUUGAAGGGACUAGAGGUUAUAUGGCGCCAGAGUACGUACAAGCAGGACAAGUGACUCCCAAGAUUGAUGUUUAUGCUUUUGGAAUCGUCUUACUGGAACUGAUUACGGGGAAAGAUGCUGUUUUUAUGCGGGAUGGAAAGGAAACACUGCUUUCGAAAGCCAUAUUUUCUGUAAUGGAGAAAGAAAAUGCAGAAGCUGAGCUGGCUUUCUUCAUCGAUCCUAGUUUCACUGGAGGUCGCCAGAGUAAGCUGGCUCUACGCCUCGCCAGAGUAAGCUUAGCCUGCUUGACACAGGUACCAGCUAGGAGACCCAGCAUGGGGGAAGUAGUGUCGACUCUGGUGAAAAUUCAGACGGAAUUGGCAAAAUCUGAAUCACUGAAUGUCAACUCCAUUGAUGUAGCAGUUCCAGUAUGGUGUUCGUCAAUAGGUGAAAACGAUUGGCGAGCUGAAGCUAUUUCAAAGUAGUAGUUACUUGUACAUUUACCAACUACUUAUAUAAUUUACCAAAUUAGGUAACAAAUUCAUCUACAGUGUACACGUUUCUGCCACUACUGAGAUAAAACCUUUACUAUUUAGAUGA
This is a messenger RNA of Ricinus communis (castor bean), 2163 nucleotides long. RefSeq names its product lysM domain receptor-like kinase 4. The record is from RefSeq and is a predicted model, not a curated record. Gene Ontology annotation, biological process: protein phosphorylation. The coding region runs from base 135 to 2048 and encodes 637 amino acids. Gene Ontology annotation, molecular function: protein kinase activity; ATP binding. NCBI's taxonomy places the organism in Eukaryota, Viridiplantae, Streptophyta, Magnoliopsida, Malpighiales, Euphorbiaceae. The transcript has a single exon.